Pseudo-nitzschia multistriata is the source of this 2881-nucleotide messenger RNA. NCBI's taxonomy places the organism in Eukaryota, Bacillariophyta, Bacillariophyceae, Bacillariales, Bacillariaceae. The record is from the annotation of a GenBank genome assembly.
CGGUGGGAUUAWAAUUUAGCUUCAUUGGCGUGUGWGGAACACCAUACUGGUUCGUGUCGYAUCGUUUCAGAAUUCAUAACUUUCUGCCAUGUCUUAUGCGUUCCAACAAGGAGCUCCCGGUCGCGGUCGCGGACGCGGUCGGAUGAUGCCUCCCGGCAUGGGCCGGGGAGGCCGCGGCGCUCCGAACCCAUAUGGCGGAAUGAUGGGCCCCGCCGGAAUGAUGGGGAGGGGCGGCCGGAUGAUGCAUCCCGGGAUGAUGGGCCGCGGCGGCAGGGGAGGCCGGAUGGUACACCCCGGGGGCCGGAUGCUKCACCAGGGGAGGGGCCGGGGCGGCCGUGCGAUGAUGCCCGGGAGGGGCCGUGGRCAGGGCGGGAUGAUGGGCCGGGGUGCCUUUGGUACCAAGAAACCCAUUCCUUGCACUCUCGAYAAAUUCAACAGUUACAUCGGGUACAUUAUCACCUGCUWCAUGGAGCGCGAGGAACAGGAAUCUUUGGGGAUUGCAUUUCCRCAGUUUACACCGUCUCCCCUCACUCCAGACCAACAAAAACAGCUCAUGAUGAAGAAGAAACAGAAAGAGAUGAUGGAGUUUCGUGAGAAGAACAAGGAACUCAAGAAUACGACGSCCAAAAACGAAAAGGAACAGGAAGGCGAGCAGGAGCACGGCGAACCCAAUUCGAUUGAUAAUGGAAUUCUUGGGACAGAUAGCGACAAGAGCUSGGAGGAAACUCCCGGCGUCACGACCGAUACCACGAACGAAAAAGAUUUCUCUGGUGGCAAAGACUGUCCGGAAAAUACCAAGGUCGACAUCGACGGUGUGUCGAGCGAGGAAGACGCAAYUGAGGCGGAAAAAGAUACSAAGAAAGGCGAUUCCAGCGAUCCCAACAAGGUGGAAGUGUCGUCCAGCGAGGAAGGUUCCAAAGAAGACGAAGGGAUUCCCCCGCCGGAUCCUUCGUGCCCCUGCGAACCCUGCGUCAGGGCCAUCGAGAAGACCAAGGGGAAGGAAUCGUGCAARUGCUCGGACUGCCGCAAGGAGCAAAUAAAGGCCAUAAAGGAUUGCGAUUGCGAUCGAUGCGAGGUUCUGGCACAGAAGAUACCCGAUGCCAACGUUCUAGUGGACGCUCCCGCGGACGCUCCAAAGGGUGACGACUGCACCAAGAAAAAUCAGCCAGACAAGGAGAAGAUGGAGAAGAUGAAGGAGAUGAUGGAAAAACGCCAGCAGCAAAUCAAGAUGAACCUUACGGAUUGCGACACACUUCUAGCCAAGCUCAACACAAARCGGUUGUAUCGACGCAUCAAAUAUUACAAGCGCAAGGACCCGGAAUACGAUGUGGACAAGGCAUAYCCGUAUAACAAGAAAACGACGGAGAUUGCGAUGAUCGAGUGGGAAGCUCUGAUCGAAGACUGGAAAACGCGACGCAAAGCGGAGAUCGAACAGAUCAAGGCCAAGAACAAGGAGGAUGCAGAAAAAAGAGCAAAAGGUMUGGCUAAGCGAGCCAAAAAAUUCAAGAAAAAAGGUGGCAAGGGGAAGAAGAGAUCAAGCCCUAGGAAAAAAACACAAGCCAGCGCAGUGGAAGAAGAAAACAUUCCAACACUCGAAGAGGAGGGAAACGAAGUGGAGGACGAGGACGAGGACAAUGAUUCCAGUGGUGAAGAGAGUGAACCCGAGGAAGAAUGCGRCAAUGGUGAUGUCGAAGACGACAAAUUCGAAUACGUUGCGGUGAAGCCAUCGAAGUAUGAGUUGCUGAUGUUCACUCCUUGCCCCCGAGCGGUUGCGGUCCUUGCGUCCUAUCCUCGAAGUGGCAACUCCCUCAUGAGAAAUCUCUAUGAAAAAAUCACGCUCCGUGUAACGGGGAGCGACAUGAUGGGUGGCUUGCAAGCGCACGAUCUCGUGGGUGAAAUGGCAACAGGCACCAACAAGUGCCAAUUCGUGAAGACGCAUUAUCCCGAGCGCAUGGGCRCCCGGCCGUUCGCCGUGAGCCGGGCCGUGUUGCUGGUUCGCAACCCCUACGAUGCCAUGGAUUCGUAUUUCAACCUGAUGACCACGAGUACCCACACCACCAGUCUUACCGAAGACGAUCGCAAGAAAUUUUACCAAAUUUUUGCCGAGAUGGCCAAGAGGGAAGUGUUGGUMUGGAGAGACUUUCACGAAUACUGGCUCAAGCAGAAGAUUCCUCUCCUGGUGGUUCGCUACGAGGAUUUGAUCCGGGAUACCGUGAAGGUCAUCAGCAAGGUAAUCCGGUUCGUCCUGGAAAUCACUAGAAUGACGUUUUUCGAGGAGCGAAUCAUGCGUGCCAUCGGAGAGGAGCAAGUCGAAAAGCUCGGUCCCUACAAGGCUCGUUCCGGAGGUGUCGGAAGAAGCAUAACCAAGGGACACUACUCGCCAYUUUUGUUGCAGCAAAUCAACCACGGAAUCAUUGGCACGAUGGAAAAGUUUGGAUACAAAGAGAUGCUUGUGCCCAAUCCCAAGCAAUGGAAGCUCAGACCGCUUGACCAGCACGGUGUUUACAUUCCUGGAACCAGCAAAGAACCCAUGAUCAUCAAUCGAGACGGGCUUGUGAGAGGCGCGAUGCGGCAGACAAACUGGCCAGUGGUGCAAAAAUUUAUCCAACAAACCAGAUUCAAAGAGGCGAAAGAGAAAAUGGAGAAGGAAAAGGCAAAGGAGAAGAUAGCACCGGUCGAAGAAAAGAAGUUGGAUUUGUUUUAAGGUGUCGGCCGUUUGAACGCKMGYGYYAAAUYAAUGUAGUAAGAAUGGCCGCUUGUCGUCUACGAUACCGUCGRGACGAGAAGACAGCCAUCUAUCCCCUCGUUCUCAAUCACGACCUYUUUAGUACUGCUUCGUCUACCUAGCUGAAAAGUUAUCAAAAAAAUACUAUCAAACACA